AUGAGAACUACUCGAAUUGCUCAAACUAAGCAAUAAGGUAAUUAAAAUAAAUUGACUUCAAUCAAAAACACUCUAAAGUUUCAAUUCGAAGAUGAAAAUGAUAAAAAUAAUGAUCGUACAACAAGUCCUUCAAUAACUAUUAAAGAUUUAUGUUAAGAAGAUAAAGCUAAAAUAGGAGAUCUAAUUAAAAGAUUAGCAUAAGAAUAAGAAGAAAAUAAAAAGCUUUAAGACUAAAUCAAAUAAAAAGAAGUAGAAUGUAAAAAAUAAGUAACUAAAUACAAAUAACUUUCUGAAUCUGCAAAAAAAGAGUAGAAAUAAACAGAAGACAAAUUCAAAGAAUCAUUGGGAGUGAUUAAGAAAUUACAAUAAUAAGAAUAACUAAUUUAAGAGUAAAUGCUUUUAACAAGAGUAAAUAAAUUUGAUUCAUUCACUCAAUAUGAUAUAGAAAAUAAAGAAAACAAUUCUAAAGUUUCUUAACCUCCUCCAUUACCUCCUCCCAAAUAAUAAAAAAGCGAGAUUUUAUAAUUAAAGGCAGAGAUAGAAGAAUUUACAAACAGUUUGAAAUAGUUAUAGUUUGAAUCAAACAGUUAAGAAAGAUAAGAAAUCUCUCCAUUAAGAAAAGUACUGAGACCAGAAACUAAAUAAGAAAAAUAAACAGUGAUUCCAAGACAUUAUACACCUGUAAAUGUGCCCAAAAAUUAAUAAAAAAAGCAUAUUGAAGUCUAAACUAUUUAUCAAGGAAAUAUUAUAAAUACUCAUCAAAAUUCAGCAGAUAAACAAAUUUAAACAGAAACAGAAAGUCUUGCAAUGAAUUCUCAUUCAUCUAAUUUUUAUAAAAAAGAAUCAGAUUAAAUUAAACCUUAAGAAACUAUUAAAACACCAGCAACCUAGAUAAGCAAUUAAACAACCAUUAGAUUCUGUGAAGAAUUUAAAGCUUUAGAGAAUAAACUUAAAUAAAAUUAGAACCAAUAUUAUAAUUGUAAUCAAGAUAUUUCGAUAUAAUCUGAUAGUUUUCAAUAAAACUAAAAAUUUCAAAAUGAAUCAUCAGAUGAUGAAGAAGAAUAUACUAUUGCUUAAGAGUUACUAAAACGUAAAAAUCAAAGAAUAUCAUAACAAUAUUAAAAAAGAUCAUCAGGUUUAUAAUAAUAAUAAUAAUAAUAAUAAUUAUAAUAAUAAUAAUAAUAAUAAUAAUAAUAAUAAUAAUAAUAAUAAUAAUAAUAGAUUUCUGAAGUUAGUAUGCAAAAAUAAUAAUAAUUUCAUUAAAAUAAUAGUUAUUAUUAAUAAUAAAUAUAGAAUCCUUAUAAUCAAUAAUAACAAUAAGCUUCAUCAGUUUAAUAUUAGAAUUUAGUGUAAUCAAAUUAUUUUAAAACAAAUACUUUAAGUUUUAAUUUAACUAAUCAAGAAUAUACACCAUAAUAAUCAGUUCAAAAAUCUGCUGAAUAAUUUGGAUCGAGUGUUAUGCAGACACCUCAAUAGAGAGAGAUGAUUUCUCAAUAGUUAUAAUUUUCUUAGUAAGAAGAAGAAAUAGAUUCUGUCAUAACUAGUUUAAAUGGAAGAUCUUUCAAUAAACCUAAUGUCUUAUAAUAAGAACAAUAUCCAAUGAUUGAGCAAUAGUAAGAGUCUUAUUCUUCAGAGUCUUCAAUACCUAGAGAAGAGUAUUAGAAAUUAAUUGAUAAGUAUAUGAAGGAUAAUUAAGAUUCAGAAGAUGAUUGA
This is a messenger RNA of Paramecium sonneborni, 1713 nucleotides long. Lineage: Eukaryota; Ciliophora; Oligohymenophorea; Peniculida; Parameciidae. The record is from the annotation of a GenBank genome assembly.